This is a messenger RNA of Diversispora eburnea, 384 nucleotides long. NCBI's taxonomy places the organism in Eukaryota, Fungi, Glomeromycota, Glomeromycetes, Diversisporales, Diversisporaceae. The record is from the annotation of a GenBank genome assembly.
AUGUCUCAAGAAGCUGUAUAUUGUCCAGCUAGUCAUUCUUCCACUAGAAUAAUUUAUGAUAAGCGCAAAAAUUACAUUAGAAUCGAAAGUGGAUAUUGUAAGUUGUGUAAUAAAGAACAUUUUAGUCAAGAGUUUGGCACUUGGUCUAGUGGAAAUGUUCUAAUUGAUAUAAAUAUCAAACAAAGUAUCGAGGAUAUUAUGAAUAAGAUGACUUUCGAGAUAUCAAACACACAUAGCUCAAAAAAUGAAAAAAUGUCACCAAAUCUUGAAAACGGCCCACGGUUUAGUGAUGUAGCUAUUGUAAUGGAAGCAGAAAAUUCUACUACUCAUAUUAAAGAUCGUUUGCAAAACGCAAAAUCUCCAUAUUCAAAUGCGGAUUAUUGA